This is a messenger RNA of Suillus paluster, 2386 nucleotides long. RefSeq lists its product as uncharacterized. Lineage: Eukaryota; Fungi; Basidiomycota; Agaricomycetes; Boletales; Suillaceae. The record is from RefSeq and is a predicted model, not a curated record. Bases 22 to 2304 code for a protein of 760 amino acids. The transcript is spliced from 7 exons.
UCUGCAGAUUCCGUAACAGACAUGUCGGCGUCCCGAGAAGACACUGCUGAGAGUUUUGAGACGUACACUCAAGGAGCUGAGCAAGAUGAACAGGGCACCGGGGAUCUUCCAACUUAUAACGAUGUCACCGCCCAAAGCGGUCCAAAUUCACGCUUUGGUCGCUGGAGAGGCUGGAUAGAAAAGAGAGCUGCAGAGCGUUAUGCAGACGUCACUGUCGAGGAAUUCGAUCGCAGGCGAGCUAGAGGAUGGGGUGAGGACGAAUCUUCGCAACCUGUGGAAGAUCAAGACCCCUCUACUCAAGCCAUCGAGGAGCCACAGCACUAUCGUAGCUCAACCCCGCCGCGCUUAAGAAUAAAUGCAGAUCUUCCUUCCCUAUUAUCUUCCCAGACACUUCAUGAUGGGUCCACAACUCCUGAACCAUCGAUGGAGCCUUCUCUGCACAUACCAGCGGAACACCUGACCCCAACUCAUCUCUCGAUCUAUCAUUUCGGGUCCCGAUUUUUACCGCACUCUACUGCGCCUAUCAGAUGUAUUCUUCCUCUCCAGCGUGAUCGUCUCAUUCUCAUAGGCACCGAUGCUGGGCUGUCAGUGCUUAACAUGUUCCCUUUAAAAUGGGCUGAUGAAACAAGUCCUGAUGGGGUGACCGGUCUCAUUCAGAAAGGACCUGCUGAUGCACAAGCCAGAGUAAUGUGGAUAGGAGAGGCCGUUUACCAGAUGUCGAUUUUGGAGUACGAAGAUGCCGGCGAGAGUGCGCCCCAAGGGGUCGUGCUGGCGUUAGUAGGACCUGAGCUCGACGAAUCUCUAUCCGCUAGUGCGCAGCAAGAAUCCCCGCGUUCUCUCAGAAUGUAUAAGCUCUCCAGCCUAACUAGCCUAGCAAAGUGGGCCAUCUCACAACAAGGCUCACAGCCAGUUGAUUUGCGCAGGUCGUCAGACUGGAAUCCCCAAGAGACACCUGUGAAGAAGCACAGACCAACAAAUAGCAUUACAAAGGGCCUACGGAGUCUCAUUCCUGAACCACCCCCUGGCUCACGACGGGCGAGUUUUCUUGCAACAACAAUUACAAAGCGCCAACUGCAAGUACCAAAGAAAGCUGCAUCUUGGGAUCUCAUCGACGAUUUACCACUGCGCUGGGCUACUGAUUUUACGUCCCUCUCGUCAACUGGCUCCAGAAUGUCAAAUACGAGUGUGGUGUCUUAUGCUCUCUGGCACGAAGGCAGUACGAGCUGCACCCGUCGUGCACUGCUUGCUGUGGCGACCAAGACCAACAUAUUUUUAUAUGAGACUCCAAGAGGGCAGAGGGCUUUUCACUUCGUCAAGGAAUUUUAUUUACCAUCACAGCCACGCUCUCUUACCUUUGUCCAGCAAUCCGUGCAGGACAAUUUUCGAUCACAACCUGAUGUCGGACCUCCUCGAACGACUAUCGGACAUAACCGUAUAGCGUCUGCCGAAGCCUCCCGGCCUGCGAACGUUGUAUAUGAAGCCCAAACAGCAAUCUUUGUGGUGUUCGACAAAAGGGCUGGUAUCAUACGGGUAGCUGAUUCAGCAGUCACGGAAGUGGAUAUGUUUGAAAGUGGAGGGGGUCUUUCCCCAACGGGUGGGAGUGGUUCCAAGGACACACUGACUGGAGGGUCUCUUCGAGGUCUUCGGUCUCGUGCUUCCAUCGAAUUCACGGCUUCAAAAGAUCAAAGGAGCAUUUGGCUUCUGCCUUCAAGAACCGAAAUCCCCCCUAUACAUAUGCCCCACCUCGGUUCUUCCGACAGUAGUGUUUAUGUCCUCACGCGUGGCAAGGUCACGCACGUCGUCGGUGCCCCCCUUUCCGCAUAUAUUCACGCCACGCCUCCUUUGUACACCGUAAACUGGGAUUUCCCCCCUGCAAGCGUGGCUGCGCGGACGCAUUUGCCAGCACCGAGUCAUUCACAAGAGACUUCUCCUGAACCAUCCUUGCAAUUGAUUGGGAUGGGUGAGGAGGGCGUCGAGGUGCACGAAGUGCCCCUAUCACAUCUUUCGGGGAGUUACAAAGGAAAAGGCAAGGCACUUCCUGACCCUCCCGUUGCGCAGAACCCACUUGGCGAGGCCGGAUUCCUCACGACUGGAGGACGUUGGCACCGUUACAUUGGUGCGCCUCAGUUUGAGAGAAUGAAUUCCGCCAUAUCUGCCAGCUCGAUUGAGAGCACUGGGACGGAAGAACUUUUAUCGCGUGUGAAAGCAGAGGAGGGCGUGUAUGGGUGGUGGCGGAAGGAGUGGCAGGACUGGCGAAUCUUCUGGCUGGGAGGUGACACCAGCACUGGCGGUUCCGGAGAAUAAUUGAACAAGGGCACUAACCAUCCACUGACUUUGAUGCUUCCAUGGACAUCUUAAUUCGAUCUAAUCACAACAGACUUAAUUU